Messenger RNA from Sarcophilus harrisii (Tasmanian devil), 1063 nucleotides. Its product is annotated as olfactory receptor 13D1-like. Gene Ontology annotation, cellular component: membrane. The transcript has a single exon. Gene Ontology annotation, molecular function: olfactory receptor activity; G protein-coupled receptor activity. Bases 1 to 942 code for a protein of 313 amino acids. The record is from RefSeq and is a predicted model, not a curated record. Gene Ontology annotation, biological process: G protein-coupled receptor signaling pathway. NCBI's taxonomy places the organism in Eukaryota, Metazoa, Chordata, Mammalia, Dasyuromorphia, Dasyuridae.
AUGAACAAGGGGAAUUACACAGCUGUGACUGAAUUUUUUCUGAUGGGGCUUUCGCAUUACCCAGGCCUCCUGCUAGCUCUUUAUGUGCUCUGCCUGUCAAUGUACCUGGUGAUCCUGUUAGGAAACAGUAUGCUCAUUAUUGUUAUUAUCCUGGAUUCCCGCCUUCAUAACCCUAUGUAUUUUUUCCUUGGAAAUCUCUCAUUUUUGGACAUCUGCUACACAACCUCAAGUAUCCCUCAAAUGCUGAUAAUUGUUAUGUCUGAGAGAAAAUCCAUCUCCUUCCUUGGAUGUGCCAUGCAAAUGGUUAUUUCUCUUGGAUUGGGUUCCACAGAGUGUAUUCUCCUGGCAGUGAUGGCUUUUGACAGGUAUGUAGCCAUCUGCAAUCCACUAAGAUACACCAUCAUCAUGAGCAAAAGACUCUGUGCACAGAUGGCUUCUUGGACAUGGAUAACAGGGUUUCUGAUAUCUCUGGUGCAAACUCUGCUUGCCCUUAUAAACCCUUUCUGUGGAAAUGUCAUUGAUCACCUUAGCUGUGAAAUUUUGGCUCUUCUCAAGCUUAUUUGUGGAGACAUCUCCCUCAAUGUGCUUAUCAUAACAAUUGGAAGUUUUAUUGUUUUAAUUCCUCCUCUACUGCUCAUUUUGUUUUCCUAUAUUUUCAUCAUCUCCACCAUCCUGAAGAUCAACUCUAGUGAAGGGAGGAAGAAAGCAUUUUCUACUUGCUCAGCCCACCUAACUGUGGUGAUUUUGUUCUAUGGCUCAGCCCUUUUCAUGUACAUGAAGCCCAAGUCCAAGGAUACUAAGACAUCUGAUGAGCUCAUUGGGAUGUCCUAUGGAGUUAUCACCCCAAUGUUGAAUCCCAUUAUCUAUAGUCUGAGAAACAAGGAGGUAAAAGGAGCUGUGCAGAAAUUCCUCAUUAGAAGUAAAUAUUUCAAAAGAAUGUGAAAUGUUCUAAGAUUUAUAGUUGGUUUGUAAUUUGUUGUGUAUAUAGUGUUUGAUAUUCAAUGAUAACAUUACUCUCUCUGGUGUCAAGCUUAUUUUUGUUUAUGCAAAGCUUAAAGUAUGA